Molecule: messenger RNA, 2712 nt
Organism: Penicillium arizonense
Lineage: Eukaryota; Fungi; Ascomycota; Eurotiomycetes; Eurotiales; Aspergillaceae
Product: putative quinate pathway repressor protein QutR
Exons: 2
Coding region: 1-2712 (903 amino acids)
Biological process (GO): chorismate biosynthetic process
Molecular function (GO): shikimate 3-dehydrogenase (NADP+) activity; 3-phosphoshikimate 1-carboxyvinyltransferase activity; 3-dehydroquinate dehydratase activity
Source: RefSeq, a predicted model, not a curated record
AUGUCUAUCCUAGCACGCCCCCCGAAGCGCAAACUGCACGAGGUCGAGGCGCUGCAGGAUGAUCCUCGAGAGUAUAGCCCCAGUGGCCUCGCCUCGUCCAUCACAUCCAUGUCACGGCCACCCUCUCGUCGAUCAAGCGAGCACCGAGAAGCAUCCGACUCGCAUUCGCUGCCUUCCUUGCGGGAACUUCACUCCAAUCGCGGAUCGCCCGUCAUGUUCGAGAAUAGUCACCUCCAGACCCAUCGUACUUUCAGUCAGAAGGCAUCCAUCGUGUUGAUCGGAAUCCGCGGGACGGGCAAGUCCAGUCUGGCGGUCAUUCUCGCAGCGACCUCCGGCCGGCGCUUGAUCGAUGCAGACCGCUACUUUCAACAGAUUGUGGGAUGUUCCCGUGCUACCUUCAAGAAGGAGAAUGAUGGUUUCGUAUACCGACAACAAGAGGCACGGGUUAUGGAGUCAAUGCUGGCGGACAACCAAGAGGGAUGUGUGAUUGCAUGUGGGGCCGGAUCGAUGGAGCGCAACGGACAAAGACUUCUCAGGGAGUACGCCCAAACACAUCCAGUGAUCCACGUCAUUCGGGAUCCGGAGAGCAUUCAGUCUUACCUCAAGGCCUGGGAUACACAGAAGGUCCGCCACUUUCUCGAGAUAUCCGGCCCGAUCUACCGAGGUUGUUCCAAUCUCGAGUUCUUCAAUCUCUCGGAGACCAGAAGCGACAACGUGGACAAGGACAAUAGCAAUGCUUCCCAAGCUCAUAAAAUCGAACCACGAUCACAUACCCCCAUCCCGUUCUUGACUCUAAAACGAGUGCAACGGGACUUCCUCCGCUUCAUUGCCUUCAUCACUGGCGAUAUCGCCGAGCUGAACAGUCAGCAUGCCUCUUUUCCUCUCUCGUUGCUACCUGUGGAAUCUCGGACGUACACAUCCGCUGUCUCUGUUCCACUCUCUAAGCUGGGUGAGAAAGGUAUCGAUAUCGAAGAGCUAGAGUUCACUACCGAUGCUUUUGAGCUGGCAAUCGACGUUGCUGACCCUUCGGCUCAGCCGGAACUUGACUCAAAUAUCGCGGACAACAUCAGUCAAGCCGUGGCGACUAUUCGUCGUAACAUCAUCGUCCCCUUGAUUUACCACGUUGAAAGUUAUACCACACCUGGCGGUACCUCAUCACCCACACGCGCUCCUGUACGCUGCACCGACGAAACUUAUUUGAACCUUGUUCGCCAUGGGCUGCGACUCUCUACGGGAUUUCUAACUGUGGACCUUUCCCGUGAUGAUCACAUUAUCUCCCAGAUCAUUUCCGCAAGCGGACGAACUAGAAUCAUUGGCCACUUCGAAGCCUUUCAACCUCUACCGGGAGGCUGGGAUGGAGAUGAAUAUAUGAAAGUCUACGAACGGGCUAAAAGACUGGGAUGUGAUGUUGUGCGGUUAUUCCAGCCCGCUGAAUCUGCAGAAGACAAUCUGGCAGUGCAGCGUUUCCGUCAUCGAGUCCAAAGUCUGCCCGUUUCGGGUCUUCCCUUAAUUGCCUACAACACAGGUCCCCUCGGCCGCAUGUCUCGCUGUUUCAAUCCAAUUCUCACCCCUGUCACACACCCGUCCUUGACCACUCAACCCUCGACUCAACUACGCUCAGAUAUCACAGCCCGCGAAGCACAGCAGGCACUCUACAGCUCCUUUGCGUUAGAUCCGAUGCAGUUCUUCGUUUUUGGUGCAAACACUACAUACAGUAUGUCCCCCGCGAUGCACAACACAGCAUUCAAAAUAUGUGGCUUGCCACACAAGUAUUCCAUCCACCAAUCGCCUACUUUACGUGGCUUGAACGAUCUAGUGGAGAAUCAAUACUUUGGCGGAUCAAGUGUCAGUCUUCCAUACAAGACUGAGUGCAUUCCUCUGCUCCAUUCAAUGUCUACACACGCCCGGGCCAUUGGUGCCGUCAAUACCCUCAUUCCUAUCCGAAAUUUCAGUGACACCAACAACCUCCUUCUGCAAGAAUCAUCAGUGUUCCUUGAAAAGAGUCAUGCAGGCCCUAUCAAAGGUCUACAUGGUGACAACACCGAUUGGAUUGGUAUUUGCAACUGUAUUCGCCGGGGUCUGUCUCCUGCGAACGCAGUACGGCCAUCAUCUACUGGGCUUGUCAUCGGAUCCGGUGGAAUGGCUCGUGCUGCAAUAUACUCCAUGAUUCAUCUCGGCGUGCAGAACAUCUUCAUCCACAACCGCACCCUCGCCAACGCGGAGAAGCUGGCACAUCAUUAUAACCGACAAGACCUCCACCCCAAAGAAGCACACGGAUCUGGCCGUCCCACUGUCCGCAUCGUCGCUUCGCUAUCCGACCCCUGGCCUGCAGAUUUCAAGCAACCCACCGUUGUCGUCUCAUGUAUCCCAGCUCACAGUAUCGGCGGCCAGCCAGCACCUAACUUCCAUAUGCCUACUCAGUGGUUAGAAAGUCCGACAGGUGGUGUGAUCAUUGAACUCGCAUACAAACCCCUGAAUACCCCUCUCAUGAAACAAACUCGCGCCCUCUCCCAUCGUGGAUGGGUAGCAUUGGACGGCCUUGACGUCCUUCCCGAACAAGGAUUUGCUCAAUUCGAGCUAUUCACAGGCCGUCGCGCGCCCCGUCGUGUAAUGCGGAGUAUCGUGCUCCAGGAGUAUAAAGACGAUGAAGGAAAUGAUGACCAUGACGCGAUUCAAGAUCGGCUGCAGCAGAUGGACGGGCAGCCAACUUGA